AUGGUGUACAACGCCGUAUUUAUGACCUACCUCCUUCUCUCCAAUUUCGAGCUCAUCGGCGAGAAGGAAAGGUGGGCCGUAGAGCUAGUUGUGGACUUGUCCGUAUCCUACGAUUUGGACCUGGGUAGGAUUGACAUGUCUCGCGAUGUGUUUGGUAAAGUCCGCAUACUGCUACCUCAACUCUGUCUGCUGGCCGCACGGUAUGGGUACGAACAUACCGGGACGGAGGUCGAGUUCAAUGCCGCCCAUUCCCUCUUGUUGGCGAUUGUAAGACCUCUAGUCGACCAUUUAUGCGAACGGACCACCCCAAAGCCGUACGAGCACCGAGAAAUAAAGACUACUCUCUCGGACGCACACGACCUUCUCGACAUCCCGCUUCCCCAGCUCUGCGCACUAGUCCACCAAUGGUACUCGAACAACUUUGAACUCGUCUUGCAGACCGCUCCGCUACCGAGGAGCAACCAACCGCCAGCUUCCGAAGAGAACAAGACCAAGACCAAAAUUGUGAGAAUCCGGGGGCGGGAUCCAAAGGCGAAACGAUAUGGAUGGACGCCUACUCGGACUUGCGAAGACCCGAGUUUCGGAUCCGAAAAGUGCAAGGUAAGUUCGAUGCCAAGUUUAAAACCGAGAGAACGUCCCAGGCUCUUUCAAUUGAGUACCAACAUGCACAUAUCUCGGGAAGAACUCGCGAGGAGAGAAUGGCCGCUUUCGCCUGUCACGAUAUGCUCGGUGUCCAGCGAUAGCCAUGAUGGGCCCACGACUCCUUGUUCGCAGUGGGACGAUUCGUUUGGAUCCAACGCCGAUUCGAGGGACGUGCCUAGAAGUUUGUUUGGACAGACAUUGAAGAAAGGGUUCAAGGCCAUGUUUUUCUAG
Rhizoctonia solani is the source of this 873-nucleotide messenger RNA. RefSeq names its product RNA recognition motif domain-containing protein. The transcript has 4 exons. The record is from RefSeq and is a predicted model, not a curated record. Bases 1 to 873 code for a protein of 290 amino acids. Lineage: Eukaryota; Fungi; Basidiomycota; Agaricomycetes; Cantharellales; Ceratobasidiaceae.